Spodoptera littoralis (African cotton leafworm) is the source of this 1092-nucleotide messenger RNA. NCBI's taxonomy places the organism in Eukaryota, Metazoa, Arthropoda, Insecta, Lepidoptera, Noctuidae. The record is from the annotation of a GenBank genome assembly.
AUGAAUCAGUUAAUGUGUUCGUUGCAUAUUUUCCUAAUAGUUUUUAUAAUUAAUUGCAAUUCACGAAGUUCAAGUAACAAAGAUCUUAGUGAUGAGUGCAGUCUUGAAGAAAAUGAUGGUGUUGAAUGCGAUAACAAUAUAAACAAUGAAGUGAUUAACAAUUCUGUUGCUAAUUUCCUUCCAUGGCCUCAAAACGCUAAGGAGGACUCCUCGUCAGAUCGAAGUGAUAUGAAUUUAAUUCAGGAAGAAAUUAAGUUCGUCAGAGAUGAUAAUGGAUUAGAAGAAGAUUCUACAGAAUUUGAGUCGGCCACCAUCGAGAAUGUAACUUGCGAAUACCAGAAUAGCAGCAUGGAAGAGGAAGAUGAUAGAGAGAAGAGCACACUCGUCGAUUAUCCAUUCUCUGUGUCUAUUCAGAAAAAAGGGGCGCAUUACGUUUCUGGAGCCCUGAUUGAUAAGCGAUUUGUUUUGAGUGUAGCUGCAGAGUUUUAUCACGUCCGGGAUUCCUUAAAAUUAUUUAGAGCGAGACUAGGAUCCGUGGACUGCAAAAGAGGUGGUUCAUUAGUCCCUAUAAAAAAAAUUGAAAUCCAUCCAUAUUAUAUCUAUGGAAAACCAAAUUUUGACAUCGCUCUGUUGAGGAUGGCAGUGCCUGUAGAAUAUUCUGAGAUUUUAAGACCAAUUAUAAUUUCGAAAAUUAUUGGGAAGGUGAUAAGUGCCAAGUUUAUGACAACAUAUUGGCCGAGGAUCGUGGUAAAAGGGAAAACAAUACCAGAAACAGCAAAGGAACGUAUAAAACAUAACAGCAUGCGGGUAUCAACUCAAAAGUUGAUUCCAUCAGAUAUAUGUAAAAAUAUUAUGACCGAUAUGAAAGAAUAUAUCAACGAAUCCAGUAUGUGUCUGAAACCGGUAGUUAGUCAUCAUAGUGUGUGCAUGCCCGAUGCCGGGGCGCCAGUAAUAGCCGAAGAUGGCCUUUGGGGCAUUACGUCUGGUUGGAUAUCGCCAACAUGUCCGACAGUUGCUUCUCCAACAAUAUUUACGCGACUCUCUUCAACAUCUGUGCGCUCCUGGUUGGACAUUCAACUACGUAAUAUUUAG